GCACACACAGGGAAGGCGAGCAGUCCAAAAGACCAGCAAACUAACAACUGCUUCUACGCCUGGGUCACUGUUCGAAGCAAAGCCACUGCAAUAAGAGAAUCUGUUAGGAGAGAAGGACAGAAGUAAUUUGGUAAAUCAUGACUUUCUUUCUUCUACUAUGUGCCUGCCUCAGUGUCUCCUCUGCAACAGUAAUGUUUGAACCAAUAAACGAUGAGGACAGUACCCUUAGUGUUAGCAUCCCUGUGGAGCAGCCGCUGCGCCCCCUGCUCGGUGGAAAGGCGGUUAUCCCCUGUUAUUUCCGGGACAACACCGUCCAUGACCCUGGAGCCCCUACUAUUGCUCCUCGUUCACAACGCAUCAAGUGGAGCUACAUUUACAAAGGCAAAAUAAGCCUCAUCCUGGUGGCAAUUGAGGGAUUAAUACACACUGAUCCAAAUUAUUUGGACCGGGUGACCAUGGUGAACUAUCCAUCAGUUCCCACAGAUGCCACCAUAGAGAUCUCAGAGCUACGCUCCAGCGAUUCAGGGACAUACCUAUGUGAGGUCAUACAAGGCAUUGAUGGCAAGUAUGGCUCAGUAGAGAUGCAUGUUCAAGGCAUCGUGUUCCACUACAGGGCCAUAACCAGCCGCUACACCCUGACAUUCGACAUGGCAAAAGCAGCCUGCAUCAUGAACGAUGCCGUUAUUGCGACUCCUGAACAGCUGCAAGCUGCUUAUGAUGACGGAUUUCACCAGUGUGAUGCAGGCUGGCUCUCAGAUCAGACUGUCAGGUAUCCCAUUCAUGAGCCCAGGGAGCCUUGCUUUGGAGACAAGGAAGGUUAUCCAGGUGUACGAACAUAUGGAAUCAGAGAUAAUAAUGAGACCUACGAUGUAUACUGCUUUUCAGAGAAGAUGUCUGGCAGAGUAUUCUACUCCAUGUCCAUGAAAAAGUUUACAUUUUCGGAGGCAUCUGAACAGUGUGGGAAACUUGGAGCCCAACUAGCCACCACAGGGCAAUUGUACUUGGCCUGGAAAGCUGGAAUGGAUGUGUGCAAUGCUGGGUGGUUAGCAGAUGGGAGUGUGAGAUAUCCUAUUAACAUUGCCCGCCCUCAGUGUGGUGGGGGUCUCCUGGGUGUACGGACUGUGUACCGUUUUCCGAACCAGACAGGAUACCCCGACCCAGACUCCUACUAUGAUGCCAUCUGCUAUGAGGAAGAGGAAAAAGUACCCACUCCUUACCCUCCAGGACCUGCUGUACAUGUGACCACAGACUCCUACACCCCAGUACCUAUGAUUCACAUAACCACAGACAUCCAUACCCCAGGGCCUGAGAUUCACAUGACCACAGACACUGACUUUAGUGUGGGCACCUUCAGCUCCAGUCCAGUCGCCUAUCCUGAGAGUGACACCACUGAGGGGGAAGCUCGAGGGGAGUUUGUCAGCGAGCCCUGGGUUACCACUAUGGUGCCACCCCCUUCCUUCUUUACUACUGAAAUAGAGAAUGUCACGGAGGAUGUGCUCGUUGUAGCUGUAGCUCCGCCUGUUGUACACGAGGUACCUCGAGAAGAUGCCAAAAUUGAAUUUAAAGGAGUGGUUUUCUACUACCAAUCAGGUUCCGCACACAAUUUCACUUUUAGUGAGGCUCAGUUGAUCUGUCGUGGACAAGGAGCGGAAAUAGCCACACCAGAACAGUUGCAGGCAGCCUAUGAGGCUGGGCUGCAUCAGUGCAGAUCUGGCUGGCUUAAGGACCAGUCUGUCAGGUACCCUAACGCCGAUCCUGAGGAGUGCUCAAGAGAUCAAAACAAUGCUUCUGGGGUGAUCUCUUUUGGAAUUAGGCCUGCAGAUGAACGCUAUGAUGUCUAUUGCUACAUCGACCCAAUAGAAGUGGAUGCCUUCCAUAUCAGUUCCCUGGGAAACCUUACCUUCCAAGAGGCAGAGGAUUACUGCCAUAGCCAGAAUGCCACCCUGGCCUCCACAGGGGAGCUGUAUGCAGCCUGGAGUCAGGGCCUCCAUAACUGCAACCCAGGCUGGUUGUCCGAUGGCAGUGUCCGCUACCCAGUUCAAACUCCAAAUCUCAGCUGUGGUGUAAAUAAAACAGGAAUUUACACCAUUUAUUCUAACCCUGACCAAACUGGAUUCCCAGAUCCUUUCUCCAGAUAUGAUGCUUAUUGUAUUAGAGAAAGUGGUUAUGAAUUUGCUAGUGGGUUACCGAGUGGAAGUGUACCUGAGAGUGGCCUUCCCAGUGCUGAAGGUUCCAGCACUGACUUCCCCAGUCGAGUUGCAUCUGGAAGUGGCUUUCCCAGUGCUGAAGGGUCCAGCAGUGGUUUCCCCAGUGGAUAUCCAUCUGGAAGUGGCUUUCCCAGUGCUGAAGGUUCCAGCAGUGGCUUCCACAGUGGAUAUCCAUCUGGAAGUGGCUUUCCCAGUGCUGAAGAUUUCAGCAGUGGCUUCCCCAGUGGAGAUUCAUCUGGAAGUGGCUUUCCCAGUGCUGAAGAUUUCAGCAGUGGCUUCCCCAGUGGAGAUUCAUCUGGAAGUGGCUUUCCCAGUGCUGAAGGAUCCAGCAGUGGCUUCCAAACUGGAUAUGCAUCUGGCAGUGGCCUUGGUUCUGGUAGCGGAACCAGUGGUGAUGUGUUGGGCAGUACAACAGGGGGGGUGUCUGGGUCUGGUUAUGCCUCAGACAUCUCUGUCAUCUUCAAGGAGAGAGUUCAUUUUCAAGGAGAGAGCUCUACUGUUGGAGGCUUUCAUGAGGCAGCAAAAGGGAGUGUAGAGUUUUAUGCCUCAGGAAUGGAAUCUGGAGACAUCAGUGGGGAUGACUCAGGAUCAGAUUAUGUGUCUGAAUCUGGACAGGAUAGUAACGGGUCUGGUGGUCUAGCAUCUGGAUCUGGCAGUGGAGAUAUAAUCAUCUUGGUUGAUGGAGCAAUAACCAAUAUGCCCUUUCCACAGCCUAAGUCAGAGCUAGAAGCUGUUGGAGGACAGCCAGAGGUUAGCGGAUUUAGUGGCAUCCAUAGUGGUGACAUCAUAAGCGGUUCUGCAUUCAGUGGAAUGCCAAUUGGUGAUGUCAUAAAUAGCUCUGGAUUCAGUAGUAUUCUCAGAGGUGAUAGCAUAAGUGGCUCUGUAGUGAGUGGCAUGCCAAUUGAUGACAUAAUUAGUGGCUCAGGAGUUAGAGGAUUGCCCAGUGGCAAUGCCAUAAGUGGCUAUGAGGUCAGUGGAGUGUCCAGUGGUGAUGCCAUGAGAGUUCCACCUUCAUCAGAUUUGGUUAUUGAAGAUGUUAAUGAAACCAAUGUGCCACCUAUCAACAGCACCAAUACCACCACAUUAUCUUUUACAACCAGUCCCUUGACAUUGCACUUGACACCAGCUACCAUGGAGCAGCCCACUGUUACUGAGGCAAUACAUGGAUGUGCAGAAGACUGGGUGGAAUUUGAGAGCAGCUGCUAUAUCUUUUUUAAUGUCAGAAAGAAUUGGACGAGUGCAGAGCAGCACUGCCGAGAAAUAAACUCUAAUCUGCUGAGCAUCACUUCUAAGAAAGAGCAAAUAUUUGUCAACAAUCACAUUUGGGACUACCAGUGGAUUGGACUAACUGAGCGAGAUCAUCUACGAUGGACAGACGGAAGCCCUUUGGAAGAUAAAAACUGGAUACUGAACCGUCCGCAUAGGGAUUUUAAUCCUGAAGAAGACUGUAUAGCAAUGGUUUGGAAUGAGUCUAGCCAAUGGACUAAUAUGCCUUGUAACUCUCAGCUGCCCUACACAUGCAAAAGUAGAUCUGUCAAAUGCUCUACACCACCUGAGGUCGAAAAUGCCAGAAUGUUAGGAAACAGGAUGGAGUACUAUUCAGUCAACUCCAUCAUCCGCUACCAGUGCGACCUUGGAUUCACACAGCGGCAUCAUUCGGUGAUACGCUGCAUGCCAGAUGGCCAGUGGGAAAAGCCUAAAGUGGAAUGUGUAGAAAGCACUUCAAGAAAACGUUUCCUAAUGAGGUUAAACGAAGGAACCUACAGUCAAACAUGAAGAAAAGUCCUCUAAACAGGACACAAGGCACACACUUCAAAUCAUCUAGAGGACUGUUGUUAGUAAAAAGCAUCUCUGCACAAGUCUUAUUUGCCCAGAAGAAAUCCAGUAGCCUAGGUAACAGGGUCCACUUAUUACAAUGAUGCACAUUAGUUUCUGUUCUGUAGUUCGCCUGGCUGAUUUAUUUUUGAGUGUUACUCGGUGCCUUGGUGUUGGGGAAAAAUAAGAAGGAACAAGUUUUCUGAGUGAAAGUUCAAGGACAGAACAUCUUCCCACCAAUUUAUUUCUUGUUUCGUAUACAACCCAAUUUUUAACCCAAGGUUAACCCCCUAAAGUCGAAGCUUUUUUUUUUUUUAGUUAUUCAAGAUUGACUAUAUUAUUCAGUGACUACUUGGAUUUAUUCCGUAACUAAAGAGAAACUAAUUUGAAAGCAAUUACAAGAGUGAAGAAAGUGAGUAGACCAAACAGUGGGUAGGAGAAUAAAAACUAAAUUUGAUUAUUUAAACCUAAAAGACCUUAUAAAGUAUAAAAACUAAAUCAUCAUUUUAGAUUUUUAAUCAGUAAUAGGCUGAAAAUUUUGUGGACAUGGUGAAAAAAAAUGAAGCCCUGGAAAAAAACUUGCGACACUCUUGGUCACUUUAUUCUUCCUGCUUUGCAUCAUUUUCUCUGCUUUUUCAUGCGAAUGAGUUAAAAAAAAAAAAGAAAGAAAGAGUGAGUGAGUGAUUGUAGGGUUGGCAAUAUAGAGUAACACAUAUAAAAAGACAAAAGGCUUCAGUGACUACAGCUGGAUAUAAUGAACUCAAAAGUAUUUCAAAUUAAUUCUGAAGACACUUUAUUUGUUUUGUUUGUUUUUGCUGUUUGUCCUUUGUUUGUAUGCCUAGCUUCAUGACAGAAAGCAAGUGAGACUGUGAAAGAUAAAAACAUCCAUUGCAUUUCUGUUUCUAUUCACUGGAAAGUUUUAAAUUCAUGAUAUGUUUUAACAACUGAAAUGAAAACAUUAUUUAUUAAGGACUAGAGGCUUGAAGCAUAUUUAAAGUUCUUUUAACUUAGGAACGCUAGUUCCCAAAUGAAGCAAUGUUUAUAUUACAGAGAUUGCUAGAGCCACCGAGAAAAUGUUCACAAGCCAAAUUUUAGCUGAGUAACCCAGAGCCAUCUCUGUAAGUUAAGCAGUGAUCAUUGCACUGGUUUGUUAUUUAGUCAUGCAGAAUAAUAGCCAACACUUUUAUAUGCCGUUGUCUUGCUGUCAACUGUUACACUGAGCUCAUAGCUAUCCGAGUGCCAUACCUGUGUCCACUGAAUAAACCAAGACUAAAUAUGUGUGUUUCCAA
Messenger RNA from Tachysurus vachellii, 5311 nucleotides. It is a transcript of the gene acanb, whose product is annotated as aggrecan b. Gene Ontology annotation, molecular function: hyaluronic acid binding; transmembrane signaling receptor activity. Lineage: Eukaryota; Metazoa; Chordata; Actinopteri; Siluriformes; Bagridae. Gene Ontology annotation, cellular component: plasma membrane. The record is from RefSeq and is a predicted model, not a curated record. Bases 138 to 3983 code for a protein of 1281 amino acids. Gene Ontology annotation, biological process: cell adhesion. The transcript is spliced from 16 exons.